This is a messenger RNA of Notodromas monacha, 1975 nucleotides long. The record is from the annotation of a GenBank genome assembly. Lineage: Eukaryota; Metazoa; Arthropoda; Ostracoda; Podocopida; Cyprididae.
AUGUCGGGUCAGAAUUUUGAAAACCUCAAGCGUCCCCAAGUCGAAUCGUCCGCCGAAGGAUCGGCUUUCGAGGCCGAGGGACUCCGAAUAGGUCAAACAAUCCUGGAGAUCGAUGGACGGUCUACAGAAGGGAUGAGCCACGCCCAGAUAGCGCAUUCCAUUUCAAAAAGCUUCGCGAACCCGAUGUCAAACGAAAUGGUGCUAACGGUGACAGACGGUGACAAAGCUACGAUCGACGUGUGCAGUGCGGAAUCGCCAACCGGUGACUGAGGAGAAACUUGAUGCAAGGCGGAAAUGCCGAUGAUUAGUGCUUCGUGUCGAAAACGUCGAUAUCCGGCGUUCGAAAUCUACCUCUUCCUCGAGAGAACUCAUCAUCGCCGGAAAAUACGAUAAUUUACCUACUCCAUUUCCACUGGAACUCUUGAUAAACGACUCACAACAAGAUAAUAACUUUAGAAAGGUCGAAGUCCUCUUCGUUGAAUUUCCAGAUACAACACUCGAUACGGUGACAUGAUGCGGGAAAGAAACUUCAAGAUUCACAAACGCUGAUGUACAAGUGAAUCAUCGGGCGAUUCCAAGUCAACUUAUGAGGCGGUAAAUCCAGGAUCCAAAACGGUUUCGAAUGGAAAGUCGGUCGGAACUGAUCCCGCAACACGUUCCUUAACAGCGUCUUUCAUUCAGGACCGUAACCCGGAUUUAUUUAUUUUCUUCUUUCUGAGAACAAAGGUCAAUCGAAUUGUCUUACAUGCGACUCGCGAGAGAUUUGUGUGUUAAUUCAAAUAUGCCUGGAUCCAGAAACACCGAACGCCGAUCACAUGGUACUCGUACUAAAUCAUGGAGGGCGACAUUUCAUCAGAAAAAACGGAAUCCCCUCGCAGAUCAGAUCAUUAAAUCGACUGAACGAAAUUGUGGCCAUUCUUGAAUAAAACUAACAUGUACUGGAGUCGGAGACCUGAGCGGAACAACACUAAAAAUCUGCGACGGACGUACAUUUGGUUUUCUUUGUCAAAUUUAAAAAUUUUUCUAAAUAGAUUUCUAAAUAGAAUCUAUUUUAGCAAUACUAAGCAGAAAGUUCGAAAUGAACACAAAAUAAAAUCGAACACCGUUCUGCCCGUAAACGUUUUCCGACUAGGCGAAGCAAUACCGAAUGAACUUAGCACAUAACCUGAAUAGCAAUUGAGACGCGUUUGAGUACUGUACUGUAUAUGCAUUGUACCUUCACACAUACAGACGGUUUUUACAGUACUACGUCUAACUUACAUAAUGCGAAAGCAACUUGUACCGAGUGUGCCUCUCAAGCGGGACUAACUAAAAAAAAAAGGAACGGUUUUUUGAGGAUGUCAGUUACUGGCUGUACGAAGCCACGGACUGAGGAAACAAAAAUGAACAGAAAGCAACAAUACCAGAAACCAGGGAAAAAGCCUCGCAUCGCGAGCAGUGAUCAGCAUCCGGAUUCCACCGAGUUGAAUCCGGUUACGCACCGCAAUCGAUAGUUACUCGAAUAUUCAGCAAGUAUUAGCAUGCAGGAGGUUUCGUAAACCGAACGCAGAGAAGAACUUCAUUAGCCGAUACAAACGAGGAGGCAAAAAGGGCCUUUUUGAGUAUAGCUGCUGGUGCUGUACCACUCGAUAUGCGACGGGUUUAUUUUUCAAAGGUUUUCCUUGCGUAAGAUUGUCUUUCAGGAUCGCGAACGUUGUUCCCAUGUUACGCCAAAAAUUUCCGGUGGGAUGGGACGUGUUUUCCUUUUCUUUCCCUCUCAUUUGAACUUGUUGAUGAGUUUGUUGAUAGCUGAAUACUGGUGUUGAUGAGGCGACCAUUAUGUGAAUGAUAAUAUUCUUCAAAUAUUCCUCCGAAUUCGAAAAAGGGGUUUUGAUUUGUUGCAUGGGUCCGGGCAUUUUCCGAAGUCCUCAAGUUAAUUGAAUAUUGAGUGUUUGCUGCGUUUUAGAAGGGAAAUGAAUAUAUCUCUUGAAACGGA